AUGCUGCCACUCAUUGUAACACCCUCACAGCUGCAGGUGCUAACUGUGGCAGCGUGCCUCGUCUGUCUCGCUUAUACCAUCGUGAACCCUGGUGUCGCCAGUGGUGAAGGGCCGAGUCAUCGCUUUCGGGCGUCGCGUCAUCCUGUUGCAGCGCCACGGCGAGUCGCCGCCGCCCGUGCCGGUCCCUCGGCGGAAGCCGUGCUCUGCCGCAACUGCUCUCUCCCGACGCCAACCUCGAUAAGGAGCAGCGAUCCCGAAAAGUCACUGCGCAAGCCACUCUUUCCCUACCGCCUACUCUGGAACGUCGACUACGAUUGUAACGGGGACGGCCUGUCACGGCCAUUCCGCUACCUUGUCGCCGUCAACUCGCUGCCCCAUAACUACGCACUCAGACAGAUCAUGCGGGCCGAAGCCUGGGAACAGGCACAGACGAGUAGCAAGGGCAUACUCUUGCUGUUCUUUCUAGGCCUGCCCCAGUCACUCCGACUUAGAGCCAAGCUGCGCUCCGAGAUCCAUCGCUACGGGGACAUCGUGGUGGGCGACUACUACGCGACGCCCGAGAACGCCACGCUGACCAGCCUCAUGAUCUUCAAAUGGACGUCUCAGUUCUGCCGCCAGGCCCGUUUCCUGGUCAAGGUCAACGACGGCGCCCACGUGAACUACCGCUUCCUGCAAGACUCGUACGACUUCUUCGUGGGUCAUUCGAUGGACUACGAGAUGUUUGGCUCGUUCGUGCCACUGGGAGCGAGGCCUUGCCAGGAACCGACCGACGACAACUUCGCUAUACGCAACUGCAGCGGGGUCCUGGGCUACCUCGUCGGCUGUGCGUACGUCCUCACCGCAGACGUGGUCGAGCCGCUUCUGUACGCCUCGGCCACGGAGCAGUCGCCGCCUACGCCGCCCGAGGACCUCUACGUGACGGGUACCCUCGCUGACAGCGUCUACGCACGUCGUGCUGAGCUGGCUCACUUCGAGGGCUGUUACGUUACCUACACGAAGAAGGCUAGAAUAUGGUUGUGGUUUGACUAUACUUUGUCCAAGCCAAGGGGAGACCUAAUAUCAGCCAAGAAGGCCACGCUGAGCCCCUAA
This is a messenger RNA of Rhipicephalus microplus (southern cattle tick), 1089 nucleotides long. Its product is annotated as beta-1,3-galactosyltransferase 5. The record is from RefSeq and is a predicted model, not a curated record. Gene Ontology annotation, cellular component: Golgi membrane. Gene Ontology annotation, biological process: protein O-linked glycosylation. Lineage: Eukaryota; Metazoa; Arthropoda; Arachnida; Ixodida; Ixodidae. Gene Ontology annotation, molecular function: hexosyltransferase activity.